CGUCAUUAGACCCGUUGUUGUAAUCAAAUCAUGGCUUCGGAUAUGGCUAACGGCACUGGUGGCCACUCCUUGGAUCUGACCGUCCUUGGUCUAAACAGCGGGACAUCGAUGGAUGGCAUCGAUUGUGCCCUCUGCCGCUUCCGUCAAGAGACUCCGGAAUCGCCCAUGCACUUUGAGCUGUUGAAGUAUGGAGAGAUCCCGUUGGAGCCCGUGAUCAAGAAGCGGGUGAUGAACAUGAUCUUGCACAACCAAACCUCGCCAUCAGAGUUGUCAGAAGUAAACGUCAUCCUGGGCGAGACUUUCGCGUCGGCAGUGCACCUGUUCUGCAAGGACUACAAUGUCGACAUCAAGUCGAUCGACGUGCUAGGGUCCCACGGCCAGACGAUCUGGCUGCUCUCCAUGCCUGAAGCAGGCGAGACCCGAAGCGCACUGACCAUGGCCGAGGGCUCAUUCCUGGCCUCGCGCACCGGUAUCACCUCCGUGACGGACUUCCGCGUUAGCGACCAAGCUGCCGGACGCCAGGGCGCUCCGCUUAUUGCCUUUUUCGACGCGCUAGUGCUACACCACCCGACAAAGUUACGUGCGUGCCAGAACAUCGGCGGUAUCGCCAACGUGUGCUUCAUCCCUCCAGAUAGCCACGGCGGCGUUGACGAAUGCUACGACUUUGAUACCGGCCCAGGCAAUGUCUUCAUUGACGCCGUGGUCCGGCACUAUACUAAUGGCGAACGCGAGUAUGACCGAGAUGGCGAGAUGGGUGCGCGCGGUACAGUCGACCAGGAGCUCGUCGAUGACUUCCUGCGCCACCCGUACUUUGCCCUAGACCCGCCUAAAACUACCGGUCGUGAGGUUUUCCGUGACACGAUCGCCCAUGAUUUCAUCACUAAGGCUGAGGCUAAGGGUCUUGGCCCGGACGAUGUGGUCGCCACAAUCACCCGUGUUACGGCUCAGGCUAUUGUGGACCACUACCGUCGUUAUGCUCCUAAAGACCUAGAGAUCGCCGAGAUCUUCAUGUGCGGCGGUGGUGCAUACAACCCUAAUAUCACAGCUUUCCUCCAGAAGGAAUACCCCAACACCCGUAUUAUGAUGCUGGAUGAAGCCGGCAUUCCCGCUGGGGCUAAGGAGGCUAUCACCUUCGCCUGGCAGGGUAUGGAGGCCGUGGUGGGCCGCUCCAUUCCUGUCCCUACACGUGUCGAGACUCGUCAAGAAUACGUUCUUGGAAAGGUCUCUCCCGGAAAGAAUUACCGCAAGGUCAUGCGCCAGGGUGUGCUCUUUGGUGCUGGUCGCGAUCAUCUCUCCCCGGUGAAGGAGCUGGUCAACUAUGUCGAUGGCAAGGUUUUCGACAACAAGUGGAAAUAG
Molecule: messenger RNA, 1356 nt
Organism: Penicillium pulvis
Lineage: Eukaryota; Fungi; Ascomycota; Eurotiomycetes; Eurotiales; Aspergillaceae
Product: UPF0075 domain protein
Exons: 3
Coding region: 31-1356 (441 amino acids)
Biological process (GO): amino sugar metabolic process; peptidoglycan turnover
Molecular function (GO): phosphotransferase activity, alcohol group as acceptor; ATP binding
Source: RefSeq, a predicted model, not a curated record